AGAUUUCGACUUGAGUGAUUUGUUAUUGCUUAUUGAGAGUUGGUGUUCAGAGGGUUCUACCAUGGCUGCAACAUCAAAUUCAUCAGACAAGCAGGUGCACAAAGUAUCCCUCAAAGUUAUGAUGGACGAAAAGAACAACAAAGUUUUGUUUGCUGAGGCAAAAAAAGAUUUUGUGGAUGUUCUAUUGAGUUUCUUAACAUUGCCUUUAGGGACUAUUGCUAGACUAGUGGCUAAGGACUCCAAUAUAGGAGCUGUGAAAGUUGGCAGCCUGAGCACAUUGUAUGCAAGUGUUUCAAAUCUUGAAGAAGAGUAUUUAUGGACACCCACGUGCAAAGAGAUGCUAUUACAGCCAAGGAACUCUAUGGAAGAUUAUUGCCAGCAGCUGAAACUGAACAUCGACGACACUGAGCCCACAAAGUAUUUCCUUUGUGAGAAUGCAAACUGUUAUAGCAAGAGCAGUGGAAGCCUUCUGAGCACUUUUAAGAAUCAAAGAUGCAGUUGUGGAAAUCUAAUGAACAAAGAAAUGUCCCCAGUAAAAAUGACUCUUGAAAAUGGGUUUGUUUAUGAAACAGCUGAUUUUAUAAUUUGUGAUGAUAUGUCUGUGUUGCCUAAUGGUCUUAUAACAAGUGUGGGUCUGCUUCGGAAGCUUGGAAUCAAAUACAUGGAUGCUAUUAUGGAACGAACUGUAGACAUCAGUAAGAGUGAGGUUAUUGAUCUUCUUAAGUUUUCGUUGUUAUCAAAGACUCCUUUGACAAGCUUUAUCUUUGGGAAGAAACCAGGUGUUGUUAAUUUUAACCCAAUAAACCGACCCCUUCCUGAGACGGGAGAACAAUCCUCCGAUGACGAUAAAAAGAUGGUUGUGAAAGUACUGGUAAGAAAAUCAGAUACAAAGAUUUUAUUUGCUGAAGCAGAUGAAGAUUUUGCAGACUUACUUUUAAGUUUUCUGACUUUACCUUUGGGUGGAGUGAUGCACGUGCUGGAAGGAUGUUCUUGUGUGAGCAGCAUAGAUAAAUUAUACAAGAGCAUUUGUGAAUUGAGUCCAGACAGAUAUUAAGGUCACAGGCACUCAAAGAAAAACUAUC
Messenger RNA from Cajanus cajan (pigeon pea), 1082 nucleotides. RefSeq lists its product as uncharacterized. Lineage: Eukaryota; Viridiplantae; Streptophyta; Magnoliopsida; Fabales; Fabaceae. The record is from RefSeq and is a predicted model, not a curated record.